AAAGUCAAACAACAAUAUUUUGCAAAAGUGCGAUUAGCAAGUAAAGUGCAAGUGCGAACAAUGACAACGUCCUCAAUUAAACGACGCCGUUCCCCCCACGCUGCUCCCGCAUCGAAUGAUGGGGAAAGCCUGGAGAAUGACAGCGACAACAACAGCAGCAGAACCGACAGCAGCAACAGCAGGGCAUUGCCCAACAAUCGUAUCAGCAUCAGCAACAACAUGUCCAAGCGCGAUUCCGAGGAGGACAGCUGGGCAUCCAAGGGCUAUAGCUAUAUCAAUCCGUUUGUGCAUCGCAUACAAAUCGACGAUCAUAUUGAAGUAGCCAAGAUCUAUGUGCUGACCGUGCUGUUGCUGCCCAUACGCGUGGUGGGAUGCGUCCUGUCGCUGCUAUCGGCAUGGAUGUUCGCCUGCAUCGGCCUCUAUGGCAUGUCCAUGGAGGAGUUGCAGGCCAAGCCGCUCAGCGGCUGGCGCAAGCUAAUGCAGUAUUGGACGGCACGUGCCAUGCGCAUGGUAUACACGUCCGGAUCGUUCCACUACAUCAAGAUGAAGGGCACACCGGCCACCUCGAAGGAGGCGCCCAUAUUGGUCGUGGCGCCGCAUUCGUCGUAUGUGGAUUCCAUUGUGGUGGUCUCUGGCCAUCCGCCGUCGAUUGUGGCCAAGCGUGAGACAGCGGACAUUCCGCUGCUGGGUCGCAUCAUCAACUACGCCCAGCCCAUUUAUGUGCAGCGCGAGGAUCCCAACUCCAGGCAGAACACCAUUAAGAAUAUUGUGGAUCGUGCCCGCUCGCCCGAGGACUGGCCGCAGGUGGUCAUCUUUGCCGAGGGCACGUGCACCAAUCGCACGGCGCUAAUCAAAUUCAAGCCCGGCGCCUUCUACCCGGGCGUGCCCGUGCAGCCAGUGCUGCUCCGAUACCCCAACAAGUUCGACACCUUCACCUGGACCUGGGAUGGUCCCGGCGUAUUGCGCUUGCUAUGGCUGACCAUGACACAGUUCUAUAACCGUUGCGAAAUCGAAUACCUGCCCGUAUACACACCGUCGCCCGCCGAAAUGGCCGAUGCCAAUCUCUAUGCCAACAACGUACGCCAAGUGAUGGCCGCCGCAUUGGAUGUGCCCACGUCGGACUAUUCGUUCGAGGAUGUGAUCGUGAUGAGUCGGGCGCGUGAAAUGAAAAUACCAUUUCCCGGCGACAUUGUUGAGAUCGAGCAUACGCUCGAUGCCCUAGACCUCCUCGACUCGAAGCGCGACAUGGAACUGUGCGAAAAGUAUCUGACGCUGGCCAACCCAGAGAACCUGGACAUAAUCACAUUCGCCGAGCUGCUCCAAGUGGACCUCAAGAACCCCGAUUUGCACAAGCUCUUUGCUCUGCUCAAUCAUCGGCACAAGGGCACAGUGAGUCUGAAGAGUUUCCUGGUCUGUUCGCUGUUUUGCAAAUUGAAAAAUGACGAAAUCAUAGAGUUUCUGCGAGCACUAAUCAAGCUGUAUAGUGAGUCGAGUGAAAAGAUUAGCAGGGAGAAUUUCACGCGUUUGAUGAAGCAUGGCGGCAGCAAGAUGACCGAGCAGAAGACACAGACGCUUUUCUAUGCCCUGGACCCCGACAACAUUGGCUACGUAUCCUUCGAUAAGUUUGUACAGUAUACGGAGCAACAGCCCAGCUAUAAGUUUCUCUAUCAUAAGUCGGAGCACAUAAGGCGGACGAAGAGUAGCAAGGCCACGCCCACAACCAACUGAACAAUCCAAAAGAAUGCAUUUGGAGGCUGCAAUAAAACUCAAGCUGGUUUUACAGAUAUUCGGAGAUGUGCUAUAGGCAAGCGGCAACCGGCAACAUGCAACACGACACAGAGCGGAGGAGAAAUAGAGAUGAGAGCGAGGUAGAGAGAGACAGAGAUAGAGAUAGAUAGUGGGAGAUAGAGAGGGUGAGAGGGUGGAAGGGAAGGCGAACGACAGAGAAAGUGUAGCAUAAGCAAAAAGUUCAAUUGUAAUCUAAAUGUGUAUGUGUAUACAGAUAUAUACAUAUGUAUAUCUAUAUAUGUUUGUAUUAAUUAAUUUAUUUAUUGUGUACGUGUUUGUUGCCUACUGUAAUUAGAUUUGUAUAGCUUGAGAAAAUGAGAGGGCUGUGUAGACAGGUCCAGAGAGAAAGAGAGAGAGAGAGCGAGAGCGAGGGAGAGUUUUGCUGGCAUAGCAUAAAUCUAGGUAUAUAUGUAUAUGUGAUCUAUGGACCUGUCUGCCGCUUCAACCAAUUACCUUUAUGUGUACUUUUACUUUUAACGCAAGUCAUUUCAUUAUUGUGAUUCUAAUUAUAUAUAUAUAUACAUAUAUUUUGCGAAUUAUACACUGUAUAUGUAUGCAUGCGGACUUUUCACUCAUAUUCCAUGCGGACAGACUUUUGUUUUUGUUUUUGCUUACCUCUCU
Molecule: messenger RNA, 2409 nt
Organism: Drosophila arizonae
Lineage: Eukaryota; Metazoa; Arthropoda; Insecta; Diptera; Drosophilidae
Gene: LPCAT
Product: lysophosphatidylcholine acyltransferase
Cellular component (GO): endoplasmic reticulum
Molecular function (GO): calcium ion binding; lysophosphatidic acid acyltransferase activity
Source: RefSeq, a predicted model, not a curated record